Molecule: messenger RNA, 1104 nt
Organism: Rhopalosiphum padi (bird cherry-oat aphid)
Lineage: Eukaryota; Metazoa; Arthropoda; Insecta; Hemiptera; Aphididae
Source: RefSeq, a predicted model, not a curated record
UUUAUUUUUUAUUCGCAUCGUGACUCCAAAUCGAAAAUCAUUUUAAAGUUUAAUCUUAUCGUUGUGUUUGGCUUACACGCAUAUAGUGUUGCUAGAAUUUGUAGUCGUCGUCUAAUUAUUUAUCGGUUUCUUACCAUCUUAUAUCGCCCUGUACCGAAAAUCCACUGUGAUACCGACCGUCCAUAGAACAACAACAACAGAAAAAAGUAACAAAUAACAAUAACUGUGAUAUACAGCGAUCGGCAUAUCAUCAUCAUGAGAUUACUCGCAAUCCUCACGCUGUUUGGGGCGGCGGCGGUGACGUUGGUGAGCUGCGUCACCAGGUACAAACUGUCCACCAAGGACAACCCGCAGAAAAAACCAAUCGGCCAAGUCAACCCAGUCGGCGAGGUCAGUGAGGGCUACGUGGAUGUGACGUUUACGCAGCAGAAGUGUUUGAGCGGAAAAUUCGAGUCCGUGCCUGUCAAGCUGGUAGGUGUGGGAAACGAGAGUGGCUUACCGCACAAGGAUUUCAAUAGUUUCACCUUUCACGCGAUUCAACAAAAUGGAUGGGGUAAAGGGUGCGAGAGAGGCCACCUGGUAGCUUCCACUUUGGGCGGUCCAAAUGACGACAGUUGGAACAUGGUGCUGCAACACAUGAGCGUGAACCGAAAGAUAGCCAAUAUAAGCAACAUAUUUGCCCGGUGGGACGAGUUCGAGAAGUAUGUAAUCAAGCAUAUCGAAGACCCGUAUAAUAGCACCAUUAUAUCGGUACAUUUUACAAUCGAUGUAAAUUACGAGAACGACAAAGGCUGUCGAGAGGUUGACGCCAAGUCCAACAACAUUUCCGACACGGGCUUCUGGGGCAAAUUUUUUAACAACCCGGGCGGCAAUUUUGGUGUAGUCGCGCAGACGAAGGCCCAAAGGGAAGAAAUGGAACGCAAGAAACCGAGACUAUAGCGCAGCCAAGCAGAUUAAUGACAGUUCCGCGAUGCAGUAACAGAAUAACUACUUUAUUUUAAUACUGUCUAACGCCGAUAACUUUAUCUUUUAAUUGAAGCGUAAAUUCUUCACAUUUAUAAUUUUAUAGCGUUUUAUAAUUAACAAACAUAUUUUUACUAUAAA